Messenger RNA from Aspergillus steynii IBT 23096, 983 nucleotides. RefSeq names its product SDR family oxidoreductase. The coding region runs from base 1 to 906 and encodes 301 amino acids. The record is from RefSeq and is a predicted model, not a curated record. The transcript is spliced from 3 exons. Lineage: Eukaryota; Fungi; Ascomycota; Eurotiomycetes; Eurotiales; Aspergillaceae.
AUGUCUGGUCCUCCCACGAAGUUUGACCCUCAGACUGUUUGGUUUGUCACUGGCUGCUCCUCUGGCCUCGGAAAAGCAUUCGCAAAGAAGGUCUAUUGCGCUGGUCACCGUGUUGUAGCGACAGCUCGCAACGUCGCAGCGCUUUCAUACUUGCCCGAUGAGCCCACGGUGCUCAAACUCAGUCUGGAUGUUACUUGUGGAGAGAAUAUUCUGUCGUCUCUUACACAUGCCGUGAACCAAUUCGGCCGAAUUGACGUGGUCAUCAACAAUGCCGGGUACGGCCUAAUGGGAGACACAGAGGCCAUCGAAGAAGCUGACGCUCGACACCAACUCGAAACCAACUUCUGGGGUCCUGCGCGUAUCACACAAGAGACUUUGAAGAUCUUCCGAGAAGUAAACCCUCGUGGUCAGGGAGGAACGGUCGUUCAGGUCUCGUCGAUGGGUGGAUGGAUGACCGCCCCGGGUCAUGCUUUCUAUCAUGCCAGUAAAUUUGCUCUUGAGGGAUUUACCGAGUCUAUUGCGAAGGAAAUGAAUCCUGACUGGAACAUCAAGUUCUUGAUCAUUGCACCGGGGGGCGUGCGCACGAAUUUUGCCGGCUCAGGCCUCAAGCUUGUCCCUCGACAUCCGGCAUAUGAGUCUCCAACCAGCCAGUUUAGCCAGCUGAUCGAGUAUAUUACCAAUCCGGCUUCCCAGGAGACGUGGAGUGAUCCGGAUGUAUGCGCUCAGUUGUUAUUUGAUGCAGUGACCGGACAAAAAGGACGGCCCCUCCCAACGCGACUGCUCAUGGGCGCCGAAACCAUCCCGUUGAUCAAGGCCGAUAUUCAACAGACCCUUAGGGAGAUUGAUGCGUGGAGCGAGGAGGCGGUGCGGUGUUCACCGAAGGGCGGUGCACACUUAGAUCUAUGAGUGCGCGACUUUCGUGAAACACCCGAAUACAGUGUCUCAAAAGGCUUCAGAUGAUAAGCGGCAGCACAAUGCGAUAG